Molecule: messenger RNA, 1492 nt
Organism: Thamnophis sirtalis
Lineage: Eukaryota; Metazoa; Chordata; Lepidosauria; Squamata; Natricidae
Source: RefSeq, a predicted model, not a curated record
AUGGAGAACAAGAUGUUCUGCUCUUUAGCCAAAGGCGGAAACACUGUUCCAAAGCAUUUUGAUCAGAGAAUGUUUAAAAAAAUCAGGGGUGUGGAAAGUGUCACUGGUUCACUACUGGAAGUAAAAGGCACCUAUUUUGUUUCACCCAUAUUUUCAGGUCUUUGGGGCCAUGAGAAGAUUCAUUCAGGAAUAAAAUCUUACAAAUGCUUUGAGUGUGGGAAAUGUUUCACCCUGAUAACAUAUCUUCUUAGUCAUGAGAAAACACACAGAAGGGAGAAAAAGAAAAAAACUUACAAAUGUUUUGCGUGUGGAAAUUGUUUCACGCAGAGUUCAGCUCUUCGGAGUCAUUGGAAAACACACAGAGGGGAGAAAAAUGUAAAGUGCCUCGAAUGUGGGAAAUACUUUUCCAGUAAAUCAACCCUGGUGCGACAUCAAAAAAUUCACACCGGAGACAGACCCUUUGAAUGCCCAGAAUGUGGGAGAAGAUUUAUGUAUUCUUUUGAACUUCGGACACAUCAGAAAAGUCACAAAGGGGAGGAACCCUAUAAAUGUGGGGAGUGUGGGAAGGGUUUUCUUACACGAAAAGACAUGCAUAAUCAUGAGAGAACCCACACAGGGGAGAAGCCAUACAAAUGUUUGGAGUGUGAGAAAUGCUUUUCCCGAAAAGACACCCUUAGAAUGCAUGAGAGGAUCCAUACAGGCAUGAAGCCAUACGGAUGCAUAGAAUGUGGGAAAUCUUUUGCUUAUAAGGAAGUACUUUGGAGACAUCAGCAAAUUCACACUGGGGAGAAGCCCUUUAAAUGCAUCGAAUGUGGACAAUUUUAUCGUACCACAUCAAACCUUAGAAAUCAUAUAAAAAUUCACACGGGGGAAAAAAGUUAUAAAUGUUUAGAGUGCGGGAAAACAUUUGCGCGGCCAGCUCACCUUACAAAUCACAGCCGAAUCCAUUCGGGAGAGAAGCCCUUUAAAUGCUUGGAGUGCGAUAAAUGUUUUUCUCGGAAAGAUACUCUCUCGAAGCAUCAGCGAAUGCACUCUGGAGAAAAACCAUAGAAAUGUUCAGAUUGUGGGAAAGGUUUUGCCCAACCUUCAUCCCUUCAUAUGCACAACCGAGAUCACACUGGAGAGUAGCCUCACAACUGGGCGGGGUGUGAGAAAACCUUUUUUGUUGCAAAUCACAGCUAAAAAUGCACCAGGAAGUCCAUAGCAGAGAGACAUCUCUUGAAUUGUGAACAAUGCAGGAACACAUUUUCUUUUUUCAGAGGUCACACCUUACCAGGCAUUUCACACAGUGACAGAAGGGAGCUCUGCACUGGGAUAGGAAAUCCUGUUUUAGGGGUCAAAUAAAACUUUUAAGGUUUCAUUGAAGUUUUGUUUUCAUUGGAAAUGUAUGAAAGUACAUAAUCAUCUGGCCUGAGAUAUAUUUUUUUUUUUUGAAAAAAUGUUUUAGUCUAUUGUCCAGCCUUAAUAAAAGAAUUUACGCUAUCCUAUCACA